AUGUCGUCAUCUGAGGGUGAUGGUGGUCUGCAUCUGCAGCAAGAGAUAGCAGCAGUAUUUGCUUCUGCAGGCAGCAGCAGCAACGAGGUGCAGCAGCAAGUUGCUGCUGCUCUUAAUCGUAUAAAUGAGCUACCUCAGGUGUAUGUACACUAUGCAGCAAUAUUAGGUAGCUGCCUAUACACCCCAGAUGUAAGACAGGUAGCAGGUCUUAGUCUUAAGGGUGCACUGCAGCGGCCGCUGCAGCAGCAGCUGCAGCAGCAGGAGCUGCAGCAGCUGCUGCCACCAUUAUUGCAUGCAUUACAAGAGGAUCAUAGACCAAUUCGUGCUGCUGCUGGAUCUGCAUUUGCUGCACUUAUAUGCUGCCAGCAACUGCAGCAGCAGCAGCUGCAGGAGCUGCUGCAGCAGCUGCUGCUGCUGCUGGACUCCCCACGGUUCGAUGUAGCAGAGGCAGCACUUAGUACAUUAGGUAAGGUAACAGAGGAUUUGCUGCAGGGAGUUAAGCUAAAUCAGCUGCAGCAGCAACUGCAGCAGCAGCAGCAGCAGCAACAGCAGCAACAGCAGCAGCAGCAGCAGCAGCAGAUACCUCAUUACCAACAAUUAAUGUAUUUUAUUCCUUGGGCACAGCAGCAUCUUAUGCCACGUUUGCUGCUAGAGGCAAGAGGUCUUAAUAAAUUAAAUAAUAAUAGCAGCAGCAGCAGCAGCAGCAGCAGCAGCAACAACAGUACAAUAAUACCUAAUUUAUCAUUCCCUUCGGAUGCAGCAGCAGCAGCAGCUGCAGCAGCAGCAGCAGCAGCAGCAGGAGGACAAACAGGAUUAUUAUUAGAGGGUGGAUUUUCUUCAGCAGAUUUAUUAUCUGCAGCAGCAACAAGACCAGAUACAGCAGCAGGAACAGCAGCAGCAGCAGCAGCAGCAACAGCAGCUGCAGCAGGACGUAUAGGAUGGACACAAGAACAGCAGCAGCAGCAGCAAGAAGAAGCAUUAUAUAUAUUAAAUAUUAUUUAUUAUACACUUAAACAAGAUGCAUUAGAAUUCUGGCCUGCAAUAUUAAGAGAAGUAUCUAAUGCUCCUCCUGAGGUGCAGCAGCACGUGCUGCAGCAACUGCAGCAAAGAUUGCCGCAAAUAAUUCCUCUUCUUGUUGCUAAUACUGUAUAUACAGAGACAGACUUCCUUAACAUGGAUCCAUCUCAGUUAGAGGAUGAUAAUGCAGGUACAGCAGAUGAUAUACAAGAGAUAGCCCCUAGGUUCCACCGCAGCAGGGACCCAGCAGCAGCAGCAGCAGCAGCAGCAGUAGGAGGAGGAGGAGGGGGGGAUGAUGACCAAUCAUUAGGAGGAGGAGGAGGAGGAGAAGAUGAUGAUGAUGAUGAUGAUGGAUUAGCAGCAAAAGGUGCAUGGGGAGACAGCUGGACAAAGCAUUAA
This is a messenger RNA of Eimeria maxima, 1416 nucleotides long. Its product is annotated as transportin, putative. The transcript has 5 exons. The record is from RefSeq and is a predicted model, not a curated record. The coding region runs from base 1 to 1416 and encodes 471 amino acids. Lineage: Eukaryota; Apicomplexa; Conoidasida; Eucoccidiorida; Eimeriidae. Gene Ontology annotation, molecular function: transcription coregulator activity. Gene Ontology annotation, cellular component: SWI/SNF complex; nucleus. Gene Ontology annotation, biological process: regulation of transcription by RNA polymerase II.